Pocillopora damicornis (cauliflower coral) is the source of this 4204-nucleotide messenger RNA. Its product is annotated as speract receptor. Gene Ontology annotation, biological process: cGMP biosynthetic process; receptor guanylyl cyclase signaling pathway; intracellular signal transduction. The record is from RefSeq and is a predicted model, not a curated record. Gene Ontology annotation, molecular function: adenylate cyclase activity; ATP binding; protein kinase activity. Gene Ontology annotation, cellular component: plasma membrane. NCBI's taxonomy places the organism in Eukaryota, Metazoa, Cnidaria, Anthozoa, Scleractinia, Pocilloporidae.
AGCCUCGAUUGCAUGCGUAGGAACGGCAGGGUCCGUGAGGGCAAACGCAAAUCGAUUGUUAAACAUGUGCACCCCUAAUUUGCUAUUAUCCCCUUGAAAGUUGCUUUAACAGGGAAGCGUUUCAUCUCAAACAAAUGGAAGGCUUCCAGAAUGAAGAUAUCCUCACACAUGCGUGAAAGAAACUUUAACUGAACGUCAGGAACUGAUCUGAUAUUAUCGUCUGGAGCAAAGGUUCAACGAAGAAACAGGCCGCAGAUUACCAUGAAGAUAUUAUUUCGAUGUUUUCACCUGUUUCUUUUCACUCUUGCCGUCACAUCUCCGGUAUGUGGAGAUAAUUUUACCCUGGGUUUGCUUGUACCCUAUGAUGCAUCACAUGCUCCUGCCGUGGGAAAACUGUUCGCUCCCGCCAUUGUAACCGCCGUGGAUGACAUCAAUAACUCAUCUGAUCUUCUCUCCGGCCACCAUCUGUCUUAUAUCUGGACUGAUACCAAGUGCAACGAAGAUACGUCUCUGCAUGCAAUGGCUAAUCAGAUUCACGAGAAGAAGGUGUCCGCCAUUAUAGGUCCUGGAUGUACUUGCCAAUAUGAAGCGAGAUAUGCCAGCGUACAGGACGUCGCAAUGAUAUCUUACAUGUGCAGAGAUCCGCUGACUAAAAAGGAAGAUUACGCAACAUUUGCAGAGACGUUUAUCCAGGUGGAGGUGCAUAAACUAUCGAGAGGCCUCAUUAAAAUGUUCCAAAAGUUCAACUGGUCAGAAGUGGCCAUAUUGUAUGAAAACAUUACCAGUUAUAUCAGGAUGAAAGAAGUCGUGGAGCGCGAGUUUAAUUCUAACAAUAUCAAAGUGCUUAUGGAUAGAGAGCUUCUUGCUGAUCAAUGCUACAAUCAUGUGAAGAACAACCGUUCAAGUUUUUGUGAUCCGCCCACAUCGGUGACGAAUGUAAGCGAUUACAUGGGAAAUAUGUUCAAAGAACUGAAGGACAAAUGCAGAGUUGUACUUUACUUGAGUGAAUAUUCAGUGGCCCGUCAGACGCUUGAGUACGCGUAUAAUCAGGGUAUGACACAAGGCGACUAUGCAUUCGUCAUGCUACAACUUGACCUUGAACGGUUCAAGCGUAACAUGGACAAGCCAGGACAAAUACAUCUGCUUUUGGAUUUGGAUCCAGACAAAACAUGUGAUUAUUAUCAAGCCCUGGAGUCGGUGGUAUUAGUGGAGGUUCAGAGUAAAUUACCAGAUGAGAAGAAGUCGUAUGAAGCGUUUGAAAAGAAAGUAAAAGAAAAAUAUGACAGUUUCAAGACAAACUUAACAGCGAGCCUCGAGAAGAUAGAAGCACCGCUGUCAUUUUACGCCUAUUAUUUGUAUGACGCUGUUUAUCAAUAUGCCAAAGCAUUGAAUAAAACUUUGGCAAGGGGUAAGAAUGGAACAGGACGAAAUGUCAUUCGCAACCUACUAAACUCUACUUACGAGAGUGAGUAUGCUUGGUUUAUUUUUAGCACGGAAGAUUUUCAGUGGCCAAAUGGUGGAAAAAUACCUCUGUCAAAACCAAAGUGUGGGUUUGAUGGUCUGUUAUGUGUUACUUCUACACCUUCUACAUUUAACACAGCGAAAGAAGAUCGUCAAGAUGGUGGAAAAAUUGGUGCUAUUAUUGGAGGAGUUUCAGCGUUUGCAGGCAUCACUUGUAUCAUACUCCUCGUCAAUGUCAUCAGACAAUACAUGUUAAAAAAAGAGAUGGACAGUUUAUUGUGGAAAAUGAAUUACAAAGACAUUCGUUGGGUGCAGACGUCUUCCAGCGUUAGUUCUGACAUGGCUGAAGAAGAAAAUUCGCUUUCAAUGUCUCGUAGAACAAGCAACCAAUAUACUUUUACGAACUUUGGAUUUUAUAAGGAAAAUAAAGUGACCGUGAAGCAGAUUGGAACCAAGACGAUUGAUUUAACAAAAUCUAUUCUCUUAGAACUGAAACAGAUGCGCGACUUUCGUCACGAAAAUUUCGCCCAGUUUUAUGGAGCCACUGUUGAUUCACUUUACAUCUGCAUUGUUUUUGCCUUCCUUCCCAGAACCCUUAAGGAUUUUCUGGCUUGUUCAGACGUGAAGCUGGAUAAAACAUUUGUUUCGUCUUUAGUCACAGACAUUGUUAAGGGUAUGGCCUAUCUUCAUUCGUCAGAUCUCAAGUACCAUGGUAACCUAAAAUCUUCCAACUGCCUGAUAGACAGUCGGUGGACGCUGAAAAUUUCUGAUUAUGGCCUUACUAUGUUGAGAUCAAAGUGUAAUUUAAGUGCAAAGACGAGCAGCGAAGAUUUACUUUGGACAGCACCGGAGCUACUCCGUAAACGUUUCAGUUUUCCUAACAGUGCUUCUCAUAAGAGAAACAGGAAAUAUGUCAAUAUUCAGAAGGCCGAUGUGUACAGCUUUGCUAUUAUUCUUCAAGAGUUUCACACCAGGAAAGGACCAUUUAGCAAUAACAGGAACCUCUGUGCGAAAGAAAUUGUAGGGAGAAUCACAGAACCCGAAGUUCCCAUAUUUCGCCCUACUGUGCUUAAUUUUAUUGAAGAAUUGGACGAACUCAGGGAUCUGAUGAAAAACUGUUGGGAGGAAGAUCCUGAUAGCAGACCAGACUUCACCGAGAUCAAGAAAAGAAUAAACAGGAUUCUGGUCAAUAAAGGAAUUAAAACUAACAUUUUCGACAGCAUGAUUUACAUGAUGGAGAACUAUGCCAACAAUCUUGAGGAUAUUGUGACUGAAAGAACAAGUCAAUUAAUAGAGGCAAAGAGAGAAACAGAAGAACUUCUUUACAAAAUAUUUCCAAGACCAGUUGCAGAACAACUCAUUAAGGGAAAACAAGUCGAGGCCGAAAACUUUGACGAAGUGUCCAUCUAUUUCAGUGACAUCGUAGGAUUUACAAGCCUCUCUUCUGAGAGUUCGCCAAUGCAGGUCGUUACUCUUCUUAAUGAUCUCUACACAUUAUUUGAUGACAUUAUAAGCGAAUACCGUGUAUAUAAGGUUGAGACCAUCGGUGACGCUUACAUGGUGGUUUCCGGUCUUCCGAUAAAAAAUGGGCACGAUCAUGCGGGUGAAAUAUCCCGGAUGGCUUUGCACCUAUUGGACUCAGUCAAGGAAGAGUUCGUCGUCCGUCAUAAGCCUGGGUACAAACUACAGCUUCGUAUUGGUAUUCACAGUGGUCCUGUUGUUGCUGGAGUGGUUGGAAGCGCUAUGCCUCGUUACUGUCUCUUUGGCGACACGGUGAACACUGCAUCCAGAAUGGAGUCCUAUGGAGAAGCCGGAAUGAUACAUAUCAGCGAAGCAACAAAGAAUAUUCUUGAAAUUCUUGGAGGAUUUACGAUCAAGCGCAGAGGAGAAGUACACUUGAAGGGAAAAGGAGAGGUCACAACAUACUGGUUGAUGGAACAUCAGCAUAGAAGACAGCCAAUCUCUCCAAAAAGACCGCGUCCAAAGAGACAUUUUUUCAAUAGUACCAACGAUGGCGGAGGAUUGAAACCUUCCUGUAUUACGCGCUCGUCGUCGUUACGAAGGUCACUCAAAUGUGCGUCUGAAAACCCAAUGACAAAAAUUCCAAUUCAGGUUGUUGUAGGUAACGGUAACAAUCGGGAAAAAAGGAAAGAAAGUACGCACUCUAUUACAAGUGUGUAAGGAAUCUGGGAAGGUAUUCGUGUGUCUGCACGUGUGAUCAGUGUUGCCCCAACUUUCAAGUCAGAAAUUGUUGGUAACUAUCCGGUUAAGAGAUGUCUUUUUGUCUGUAUUUCAUGGUGCAUACCCAGUUCACUCGAGUGACCUAAGCAUGUGGCUUGGAGGAGCCUGAGAUCAGCUUUAUAAUUGAAAUACGCCAUCAAGAGGUGCUGGUCUGCGCCAAAAGAAUUUACGUGAUACUGCUACUGAUGGUUUCUGAGAAUACAGGAUUCUGUCAAACGCAACAAACUCUUCAAAACAUGACAGGAGGGGCUUUCCCCUUGCGCUCACAAAAGGCAUAACAAGGCAACCACGUGUAGUUUAGGACAUUACUUUGUUUGAUUUUAUACAAGUCUCCAAAUCUUCUUUAAUGGCUGUGAAGCUGGUUACCCUGCCGUUGUGAGAGAGGAUUGCGUUACAAGCCGCAAUUCACUAGAUAAACUUAUGCUCACCCACUCUCCAGUGGAAAGAACUGAACAUGCGCCACUGGCUUACAAGUCACUGAGCGCAGAGAAUCCAACUACUU